AUGUUGGGAACACUGGUCUGGAUGCUUGUGGCUGGCUUCCUGUGGGCGCUGUCACCAGGCCGGGCGGCGGGCGCGCUGAGGACGGGCAGGCGCCCGGCGCGGCCGCGGGGCUGUGCGGACCGGCCCGAGGAGCUCCUGGAGCAGCUGUAUGGGCGGCUGGCAGCGGGCGUGCUCAGCGCCUUUCACCACACGCUGCAGCUGGGGCCCCGCGAGCAGGCGCGCAACGCGAGCUGCCCGGCAGGGGGCAGGCCCGCGGACCGCCGCUUCCGGCCACCCACCAACCUGCGCAGCGUGUCACCCUGGGCAUACAGAAUUUCCUAUGACCCGGCAAGGUUCCCUAGGUACCUGCCUGAAGCCUACUGCUUGUGCCGGGGCUGCCUGACUGGGCUUUUUGGGGAGGAGGACUUCCACUUCCGCAGCACCCCAGUGUACAUGCCUGCUGUCAUCCUGCGCCGGACCUCUGCCUGUGCGGGCGGUCGCUCAGUGUACAUGGAGGACUAUGUCACCAUCCCAGUGGGCUGCACCUGUGUCCCUGAGCAGGAGAAGGACACAGACAGCAUCAACUCCAGCAUCGACAAGCAGGGUGCUAAGCUUCUUCUUGGCCCCAACGGCAAGCCGUCUAGCCCCUGA
Molecule: messenger RNA, 630 nt
Organism: Marmota flaviventris (yellow-bellied marmot)
Lineage: Eukaryota; Metazoa; Chordata; Mammalia; Rodentia; Sciuridae
Gene: Il17d
Product: interleukin 17D
Biological process (GO): inflammatory response
Cellular component (GO): extracellular region
Molecular function (GO): cytokine activity
Source: RefSeq, a predicted model, not a curated record